Entrophospora candida is the source of this 282-nucleotide messenger RNA. The record is from the annotation of a GenBank genome assembly. NCBI's taxonomy places the organism in Eukaryota, Fungi, Glomeromycota, Glomeromycetes, Entrophosporales, Entrophosporaceae.
AUGUGUGUCCAAAUCGAGCUGGAUAAAGAUUAUAAUGAAGGACAUUUAGAUAAACAAGUGGCUGUAAAAGACAAAAGACCAAAUGAAUUUGAACUUCGUUCAUGUUCUGGUUGGAGUGAUGAAGAUGGAGAAAUUCAAUAUGGUAUAACUUUUGCAGAACGUAUGGUAUGGUAUGGUAUGACCAUGCCAAGUAACACAAAUUUUUAUUCUAAAUCCUUUUUUGGAUUUAAGCAUUGGUACAGUAUUAGUAUAUCCGAAAGUGAUGAAGAAUGCAUGGGUUGA